Molecule: messenger RNA, 4082 nt
Organism: Bicyclus anynana (squinting bush brown)
Lineage: Eukaryota; Metazoa; Arthropoda; Insecta; Lepidoptera; Nymphalidae
Product: organic cation transporter protein
Exons: 12
Coding region: 247-2217 (656 amino acids)
Biological process (GO): transmembrane transport
Cellular component (GO): membrane
Molecular function (GO): transmembrane transporter activity
Source: RefSeq, a predicted model, not a curated record
CCUGCAGUAGGCGCGGUCGUUGCCGCGUUUUCUUUAAAAAAAGAAAAACAAGUAAAUUUUACGCGCCAAAGUAUAGUUACUUGUGUGUGGGAUUAGAUUUCGAAUUUCAAAUUUCGAAUUUCGAAUUGGGUCCAGUGCUGUGCUUUUUUGUUUGGAGUGUAUCGUUCGAAAACUUACGCAAAAGGGAACAAUACAGCCAAAAUCAAACAGAGCAUGAGUAUAGAAGAAUAGUCUAAAGCAAACAAGAUGGCGCCACAAGAGCGAACUCCUUGUUGUGAAGAAGAUUCCCGCCAAAGUGCACCCAUAGACAACAAUCUUUCAAACAUAGAUUUAAGCGGUAGUUUUGUUAACAAAGCAUACACAAAUGACACUAGUGAUAGCACGGGUAGUGUUGCCAGCACAAAAAAAAUCACAGAUGAUGGGGAGAAGAGGAAAAAAGUCACGGAUUUCGACGAUUUGUUGCCAUAUGUGGGAGAGUUUGGAAUGUACCAGAAGAUAUUGUUUUUGUUAAUGAUACCGUUUGCUUUUUUUGUGUCGUUUGUGUAUUUCUCGCAAAUCUUUAUGACGAUUGUGCCGGAGCAGCACUGGUGUUGGAUACCAGAAUUGGCGAAUUUGACAGUUGAAGAGAGACGAGCGUUAGCAAUACCACCGAAGACAGAAGGUCCGUUCGCUCACGACCGGUGUCACAUGUACCAGGCUGACUGGACGCGCGCGCUGGCUGAGGGGCGGACCACGCCUGACGACGAGUGGCCCAUCGUUCCCUGCACCAGCUGGGAGUACAACAGGAGUGAUGUGCCAUAUGAAACUAUCGCAUCUCAGUUGGACUGGGUGUGCGAGAAGGACAACCUGCCAGCGACCGCGCAGGCUAUCUUCUUCUGCGGGGCCAUCGUUGGCGGGCUGGUGUUUGGGUGGAUAGCUGACAAGUACGGCAGGAUACCAGCGUUAGUUGGAACAAACUUGGUAGGCUUUGCUGCGGGGAUAGCCACCGCGUUCUGUAACGCGUUCUGGUCGUUCGCGCUGUGCCGGUUCCUGGUGGGGCUGGCGUUUGACAACUGCUUCACCAUGAUGUAUAUUUUAGUUCUAGAAUACGUGGGCCCGAAGUGGCGCACGUUCGUCGCCAACAUGUCGAUCGCGAUCUUCUUCACGCUGGGCGCGAGUCUGCUGCCGUGGAUCGCGCUGUGGGCGGCGGACUGGCGCCGGUAUGCGCUGGGCAUCAGCGCGCCCUUCAUCAUCGCUGCAGCCACGCCUUGGCUGGUGCCGGAGAGUGCCAGAUGGUUGCUAUCGCAGGGCAAGAUCGACAAGGCAAUGGUGAUUAUGAAGAAGUUCGAGAGAAUCAACAAAACAAAGAUACCUGACAAAGUAUUAAAUGAAUUUACGGAGGCAACGCAGAAAGCUAUCAAGGAAUCCGAAGCUGAAUCCAAAACCUAUUCAGUGUUGGAUAUCUUCAGGACCCCCAGGCUUCGAAGAAACGCUUUACUCCUCAUAGUCAUUUGGAUGGCAAUAUCCCUGGUCUUCGAUGGCCACGUCAGGAACGUGGGGUCAUUGGGUCUGGACAUAUUCCUGACCUUCACCAUUGCGACCGCUACGGAGUUCCCUGCCGAUACGUUCUUAACUGUUGUUUUGGAUCGUUGGGGCAGGCGAUGGCUGGCCUGUGGGUCCAUGGUUGUCAGUGGUAUCUUCAGUCUACUGGCCACUGCUGUUCCUAUUGGGGGUCCGUCCGCGUCGCUGGCCAUCCUGGGCCGGUUUGCCGUCAACAUCUCGUACAACAUCGGGCUGCAAUACGCGGCCGAGCUGCUGCCUACCGUGGUAAGGGCGCAGGGAGUCGCGCUCAUCCACAUCAUGGGAUACGUGGCCUCCAUUGUCGCGCCCUUCGUAGUGUACUUGGCCAACAUAUCUCCUGAUCUGCCGCUGCUGAUCCUGGGCGCGCUGGGCAUCGCGGGCGGCAUCCUCUGUCUGCUGCUGCCGGAGACCAUGGACACGGAGAUGCCGCAGACGUUGGCGGAUGGAGAGAACUUCGGGAUGGACCAGAGUUUCUGGGACAUACCGUGUUUCCCCAGAAAAAAGAAAGAAACAAUUUCACAAGACAAACACAAUACACAAUCAAAUGAGAAUCACUUCGUGAGGUCCUUGCCUGCCUCUGGAUCCAGGGCAUCCGUCAGAGCUUCCAUCAGGUUAUCCUCCAGGUCGACGAGGAGGAACCAAGAGAAUGGAGUUUGAUGUUGAAACACACAGGAUACAUGGAUCUUAAAGAAUUGGCUAAGUCAAUGAAUGUAUGGAAAAUUUUUUCCCUAUUGGUAGUCACUGAUUUUGCAAUAUUUUUGUCUAGCCGAUAAUAUAAACUACUGAAAAGAACUUCAAAUUGAAGCGUUAAUGUCGGGAAAUUAAGUGACUUUGCGUCGAACUUCGAAACUCAGUUUCUGUCUAAAGUAAUUUUGCAAAGUUAAUCUUUGAAAGUUGAAACCCAGUUUGUGGGCAAAGUGACGUUACAAUAAAACUUUGAAACUCGGUUUCUGUGCACAGUAACUCUGCAAUGAAACUUUGAAACUCAGUUUCUGUGCAAAGUGGAUAGAAAAGUCCACUUUGUGAUUAUCCAUCGUUUCAAUCACAGUUUAUGGCUGUAAAGAGCUUAAUGCUUUACCAUCAUAGGGAAUUAUCGGCUAGAUAUUUCGAGCUAAGAUCUGUGAUGCUUUUCAAAGAAAUUUCAAGAAAUUUAUCUGUGAUCGGUAGCUAACUAGGUAUAUACUAGGUAGGUACGAACAGUGUUUGUGUUACCAACUUUAUAAAUGUAGUAGCUAACUGUUAUACUAAUAGAUAGGUACGUACAGUGUUAGUGUUACCAACUUUGUAUCUUUGAAAAGAAAAGUUGGAAGUUCUACGAAAGAUCCCAAGCGAUAUGUGAAGAAUCUCUUGGAAAGUACAAAUCGGUAAUUAUUUGUGAUUUUUGUUGUGUUUUUAAUCCUACUGAAUACGGUUUUAAAGAAUAUCUUUGAACAGUUAAGGAAAUACAUUGAUCUAUUAUUUCUGUAAAUUUUGUAUUAUCAACAAAUAUACCUGUAGGUAUAUUUGAUGUUAAUCAAAGUUUUUACCAAGACGUGAAUAUAUUUUGUUGUUAUUUCAAGUCGCAAUCGGAUAGCCUAUUUUUUUAUUUAUUUAUUUGAUUUUUUAUUCAAACUUCUUUAUGACAUCAUAACGAUAAGAUCGUAAUAAGUUAAAGGCGAUCUCAUCAGUGAGAGUGAUAUCUUCCAGUGAAAGAUAUGUGGUCGAAUAUAUAUUUUUUUUUCUAUUAAAAUUGCAAUCUGAAUGCGACUUGGGUUUUCACUCGUUGUUACUGUAAUUUAAUUCGUAUAUAUAAUGAUUUAAUUUAAGAUGAUUAUGUACAAUACAAUUUUUAGUUAUUGAGGAAUAUUAUUUCUGUAUUGUAAGUACUGUACAUACUAGAGUACUGUACUGCAGUUAAAGUACAUUAAGUAAUUGUUAUGAUAGUAAUGAAGUGAAUUCUUGUUCCUUAUAGAUUAAAAAAAAAGUAGAAUAAGAAGCAAGUAUCAGAUAAUUCACAUGGUGCUUUACGAGGCAUUUGUUAUGUUUACUAUUAUUAAAAAUGAACUUUUACCAAUAAAAAACAAAGAUACUUAUGUAAGUCGUAGUUGCAGCAUUUUUAAAUUUAACAGCUGCCUUUAUUAUGUGGUUAAAAGGCUUGAUACAGAUUAUAAUCUGGAAUUCCGGAUUAUAUUUCAAAUACAGCCUACAUGGUUCAAGUCGAACUUUGAAGUUCGAUUUUUGGCACAAACCGCAAAAAACAGUUUUCGUGCAAAAUUACUUAGCAACAUUUUAAACUUUAGUUUAUGAGCUAAAAUUAUUUAGCACCUAUUUAACUUAACAAAAAAUAUUUAAUCGCCUCAUAUCGCACCAGAAUUUUCCUUAGGUUUAUACCUGAAAUUGUUGCAUUAGAAGUAAUAAUUUAUUUGUUGGUUUUAAAAAUACUUCUCGGAUGCCAUUUUGUAUAUGUUUUGGUUCAAAAUUGUCAUAAAUAAAAAGGUUCUGUGAUAAUAAUAAUAAUGUGAUUAAAUAUCAUAGAAUGUUAA